CAUUGAAAUCACUGCCACGCCUGGUCACUUCUGCGCAGCUGGCGCGACGCGCGUUGCGCGGCGUAAACGCAGUGAAUGUGAUGACACGGCGCUGGGACUGUGGUUGGGUCUUGCACGAGGGCUCACCCGUGUGGCCGACCGUUUGCGCCCUGCGCCGCAACGUGCUGAAGAGCCCGGAGACCACGCGUGAUCCUUUGGCGCGCGGGAAGCAGUCCUUCGAGUUCAAUGGUGGCUCUGGAACACACGUGGACGCCCCGGCGCACUUCAUCGCAGGUGGUCGCACCAUCGACCAGCUGAGCCUCGAGGAGCUGAUGCACGUCCCCUUGGCAGUGGUCGACGUCACCGAGGCAUGUGCCGAUGCGGAUCAUCAAGUUUCGGUGGAAGAGCUGGUGGCCGAUGAGGAAUGCCAUGGUCCUAUCCCUCCAGGAAGCUUAGUAUGCGUCCGGACGGGAUGGGCACAGCGGCACCGUGAGGCAGAGGGCUGCGGGCCCUGGACCUGCUAUCACAACCGCGGCGCCGAGGAGGAUGUGCACCCAGACUAUCAGCUGCCACGAAUGCACUUUCCGGGCGUCUCCGCGGCAGCGGCGCGGUGGCUGGUGGAGCACCGAGAUCUGCGGGGCCUCGGGGUAGACACGCUCUCCCCGGAUGCCGGCGCCAGCGAAGGCUUCAAGACGCACCACGUCAUCUUGGGUGCUGACCGGUACAUCGUGGAGAACAUGAACUUGGACAGCUUGCCCGCGCGUGGUGCCUCCAUCUGCGUGGCGCCGUUGCGUCUGCUCGGAGCGCCGGAGGCGCCAGCACGCGUCUUCGCCAGCCUGCGCUGAUCGGCCGCUCCGAUCGGCCGCUCCGAGCCGCGCCGCCGAGCUGCCGUGUGCGCCGCGCUCGUAGAGCCAGCCUGACUCGAGCA
Messenger RNA from Effrenium voratum, 907 nucleotides. NCBI's taxonomy places the organism in Eukaryota, Dinophyceae, Suessiales, Symbiodiniaceae. The record is from the annotation of a GenBank genome assembly.